AAAUAAAUUAACAGUUACUGAGCACCCACCACUGUGCCACGCAGUGCAGAGCUUUCCCAUAGUUGAUGGCAUUUAACUACCCUUAGUCCUAGCAAGGGGUUCGGGAUGCUAAGUGCUGAGCCGAAGGACAGGCGUGCUGAGGUCCUCACCGACACAGGGAGGGCAAGGGGGCGCGGGAGCGCGCGUCCAGAGGCGCAGGCGCGGCGGCGCGCUCUCAUCCUCCGCUGCGGGGGGCGCUGCUUGUUGCCUCCACUCGCCGCGCCGCGGUCGCUCGCGUCAGGCCGGCUCCAUGAGGACGAAGCACGUGAACGUGCUGAUCGCGCUGGCCGCCUUCGUGCUUUUCAGCUUCUCCUGCUUCUGCAUCUCCAGGAUGACUCAAACCAGUAAUCAAUUAAUUAAUUGUAGAAACCAUAUUUUGGAAUUUAAGGAGAAAAUUCUACGUUUAAAAAAUAAAACUGAAAGAAAUCGCCAAGAGCUGAUCAAUGCCUUGAGUAAAAUGAAGUAUGAAAUGACACAGAGAGAAAAUACGUCCACAGACUUAGUUGAGAAGAAAAUGAAUACAUUGGGUAAGGAUGAAACAGUGUCUAAUAAUACAUUUGAAGUCCUAAAGUUCUUUUUCCCUCAUCUAAGGAAAGUGGGCAGAAUUUAUCCUGAUGUAAUCAUUGGCAAAGAGAAAAUAGGUGUCUCUUUUGCGCUGGGUAUUUCCACUGUUAGCAGAGGAAAUCAAAGUUACGUGAAGCAAACCCUGAAUUCUGUUGUCUCCAGGAUGACUCUCUCAGAAGAGAAGGACUCUGUGGUGAUUGUCUCGGUUGCAGAUAGAAAUGAAGAUUAUUUAAAAUCUGUUGUGGACAUGAUUACAAAAAGAUUCAAAAGGCAGCUGAAGUCUGGAUCCUUGGAAGUCAUUUCAAUACCUGCCUUUUUUUAUCCAAACAUGUUACAUGUCAAGCAGUCAACUGAGGACUCAGGAAAAUUAGAGAGUUGGCGCAUCAAACAAGUACUGGAUUUUUGUUUUUUGAUGCUUUAUGCCCAACCAAAGGCCAUGUAUUAUUUACAGCUAGAAGAUGAUAUCAUAGCUAAAAAGAUGUACUUUACAAAAAUCACAGAUUUUGUGCAUAAUAUCACUUCAAAUAAUUGGUUUUAUAUUGAGUUUUCAAUUCUUGGAUUCAUAGGAAAGCUAUUUAAAUCUGAGGACUUAACUGACUUUGUGCGGUUUUUUUUAAUGUUCUACAAAGAUAAACCCAUAGAUUUGCUUUUGGGGGACAUUUUUCAGGUAAAGAUGUGUAACCCAGGAGAGACUCCUGAAAAGUGUGCAGAACGAAAUAAGCAAAUUCGUAUUCGAUAUAAACCUUCUCUUUUCCAGCAUGUGGGUAUACAGUCAUCAUUCCCUGGAAGAGAACAAUAUUCCAAAAGAAUUACCCUUCAAGAGUGAAGAGAAGAUCAUCACUUCGCUCCAUGGGGCGGAAGAGGGUAUUUAGAGCUUCAACUACCUCAGACUUGCAAGCCAGUCUCACAGUUUUGCCCCAUCUUCACCUCCAUUUUUAGCAGUAGGGGGGUUUCUCUGCUGCAGAUGGUACUUCUGUUUCCAUACAGCUUUCACAGACCUCCAUUCUUUUGCCAUUGUUUCCCCUCCCAUUCUGUUUGUAAGAUCCUGUAUUUUUAACUGACCCUGAAGGUUAAGUGUGACUUCUAGAAAGAGUGAAAGUAAAUACUUGUGCCUGAUUCACCGUCUUUAUUAGGCAGCCUACUAGUUCAUUCUUGAACUUUGACUCUUUGGCCUAUUUGUUUUUUAACUUCCAAAAACAAAAUUUUAAUUUCCAGGACUUUCAGCUGAUUCUUUUUAUGUACACAAUACCCUUCCUAUCUCUCAGAGACAAUUAGUUACACUUAACCAUUAGCACAUUAGUAUAUGUGUAAUUCGUUAUUUUAACCACUUUCUAUGCUUAUUGUUAGUUCUGCAUCAUUGCCAUCCUUCUCUCCAUCUCCCCUGUUUCUCAGGGGAAAACUCAUGCAGUACAGAAUAUUUUUCCCCACAAAGUGCCAUGUUAGAUUCUGUCAGUGAGAGAUAGUCCCAGUAGAUGUGGAAGACAGCAGAGAAGGUAACAGUUGCCUGCUGUGGACAGGAAAUUGAGAUCACACUUGCUGCCAGGCAGCUGAGAUCAUCUGCCGUGGUUUCCAUAUGACCCUCGUACUUCCAGAUUUCCUGAACGUGCCUUCUUGACCUUUGCUCCCCCAAUCCUUCCAACAAUUGGGAUCACUUCCAGUUUGCUCCAUCUACAUUAAGUCUACUUCUUUAUUCAGAAUACCUCCAGUGGCAUCUGUUUCCUUGACUGACCUCAGUUUUCCGCUGAAUUGAGAUUUUGUUUCCUGCUUGUUGAGACUCUCUAUUUGUUUCGUUGUGAAUGCUGACUCUGUUUUCUGUCGCCUUCCUCCACUAUUGGUGGGAGGAAUGGGGCAGUCUACUGCUGCUCCCUGUGCACACAAGCUUUUUUUCUGAGUAGGGAAGACCCUUCUUGCUUCUCCACUGGAAACACCCACACCCAGUGCCUCUGCUGGGGAAUGGUCGUUUCUGAUGUCUGCUGCUCUGCAUAAGCACAUAUAUUCCAACUGUGACUCUGCAGUUAACUCCAGGGCCCUUGCCUGUUCCCCUAUAUCCACUGUCUCUUGAGUUUGGGUCAUCCUUAGAGCCACUCUCACCUUUUUAGUAGCUGGUGCCAGUGUGUUUUGGAAUUUGAAAUCCUCCCCUUCUCAUCUGGUCUCAUAUGCUUUCCAUCUGACACUCCCUCAGAAUGAUUUCUAUGGAUGGAAGGUGUUCAUGCAGAGUUAACAUUUGAUAUUUCAACAGUAAAAGGGGCACAAUCUGCAACUAUGUGAAUGGAACUAGAGGGUAUUAGGCUAAGCGAAAUUAGUCAGUUGGAGAAAGACAAAUAUCAUAUGACUUCCUUCAUAUGAGGACUUUAAGAUACAAAACAUGAACAUAAGGGAAGGGAAGCAAAAAUAAUAUAAAAACAGGGAGGGGAACAAAAUAUAAGAGACUCUUAAAUAUAGAGAACAGAGGGUUGCUGGAGGGGUUGUGGGAGGGAGGAUGGGCUAAGUGGGUAAGGUGCAUUAAGGAGUGUACUCCUGAAAUCAUUAUUGCACCAUAUGCUAACUAACUUGGAUGCAAAUUAAAAAAUGAAUAAACUACUAAUAAAAAUCAUCAAAAUCUUAAAAAAAAUAAAAAUAAAUUAAAAAGGUACAUAGUAUAUAACCAAAAGUAUGCAUUAUUUAUAUACAUACCACUUCACCAUGAAAAUGUGGGUGCAUUUCCAUGAAGAUAAUCCUGCAUUCUGUGAGUUCAAUUAGACCUGCAUCAUGUUGUUUGUUUGUUUGUUUGUUUGUUUGUUUUAUUUUUUUAGUGGGACUGAGGUCAGCAAAAUUUGAAGAAGGUAGCGCAGGUAACAAAUUUCCCAGGCAACUUCUUUAUCUGUUACCCUCUCAGUCACCUGUCUUUCUAACAAGCUCCUUUCAGAAUGUCUCCCUUCUUUCCUGCAAGAACAGCAAGAGACCACCACCACCUCAUUUUUUCCCUCCCACAUUAGGAAUUUGAAGUGCCUUCAGCACCCUCCACUGCAACCAGAUUUCCCUUUCAAAAACAAUUUCAGGGAAAUCGGGAACUAUCCUUUUGCUAACAUUUUUAGAUAUUUAAAAUUAGGUGUUUCCAAACUGAUGAAAGAGCUGCAGAAUGGGUUACCCCUUCCAUUUUCCAAAGGGUGCGUUUCAAAAUGGAAUAAAAUUCAAUCGUAUCAGAUUUUUAGCUUUGUUUAUAUUUAUUAAGCAAUAUACAUAUAUCCGGCUGAACAUUAACAAAAAGAGCAACAAUCCUCUGCAUUUUCCCCAUCCUUAUCUGACUCACCAGAGGCAAGGACAUUUAAUCAUUCUGGUUUAAAUGCUUGGUAGUUUUCUUUAUAUUGCUAAAUAAUACACUUACACUGCUAAUUUUUAUUUAUCCACAUUAUUUUUCCUGCAGUAUAGAUGAAAAUUUAGAUACUUAUUCAUUUUUACUAUGUCUUAGUCAGUUUGGGCUGCCAUAACAAAAAACAAAACACACGCACACACAAAAAAACACAAACUGGGUGGCUUAAACAACAGAAAUUUAUUUAUCACAUUUGUAGAGGCUGGGAAGUCCAAGAUCAGGAUGCCAGCAUGGGGGCUUUUGGUGAGACCCCACUUCCUGGUUUGUAGACAGCUGUCUUCUGACUAUAUCCUCACAUGGCCAAGAGUAGAGAAAGGUCUGGUCUCUUUAUCCCAUUAUAAAGGCACUAAAGUCGUUCAUGAACAUUCCACCUUUUUGACCUAAUUAUCUCCCAAAGGCCAAAGGCUAUAUUUCCAAAUACACUGAGGAUUUAGGCUUCAACAUACGAAUUUGAGGAAGGAGAUGCAAAUAUUCAGUUGAUGGGAUAUUAUGACAUUGAUUAUUUUGCCCCUUUCUUUUCUGAAUUUUCUGAAAGAAUAAUCAAAUAUUAAGUUUACUGAAUUGACCUUCUACGUGUCAUAGCUUUUAUUUACUAUGUCCUAUCAUUGGUUUUUCUAUGCACUAGGUGGAUUCCUUGACUAACUUUUCUAAUCAGUGUUUACUUUAUUUUUGUUUUAUUCCUUUUUUCCUAGCAUCCACUUGCGCUGUGAAUACAAUUUUUCUCAAAUCUCAGGAUACUAUUAGAUCUAUUUAUGAAACAUUUUUAUUUUUUUAAAGUUUAUUUAUUUAUUUUGAGAGAGACAGAGAGAGUGCAGGAAGGAGACAGGCAGAGAGAGAGUGGGACAGAGAAACCAAAGCAGGCUCUGUGCUGACAGCAGUGAGCCUGAUGUGGGUCUUGAACUCACGAACCAUGAGAUCAUACCCUGACCCGAAGUCAGAUGCUUAACCUACUGAGCCAUCCAAGUGCCCCUCAUGAAACAUUUUAAAGUUCUCUUCUGUAUUCUGAAUGCGCUGUUUUUUCUGUGACCAGAUAAAUCUAUCUGCUUGUCUAUUUUGAUCUGUUAGGUUACACACUUUCCUCAAAUAUUUAGUGAUUCUUGGUUCUCUGGUGGCAAAUAUGGGUAAUUUUAAUUCCUCUCCCUCCCCACUCCUUUCCCCACACUGCAUUUAUCUUCAUAUUCCUUUAUAAAAUUGAAAGGAAUGAGGCUUCCUGAGAGUUUUUGGUACAUGGAUAGAAUUUGUUGGCUUAUGGCCACCAUAAGUCGGUUAAGCUCCAACUCCGGCUGAGGUCAUGACCUUAUGGUUCAUGAAUUCGAGCCCCUCUGCUGUCAGCACAGAGCCCACUUCAGAUCCUCUGUCCCCAUCCCCCACCUUUCACACGUGCGUGCGUGCACUCUCGCACGAUGAAUAAACAUUUAAAGAAAAAAAAUUUUUUGGCUUACAAACUCUGUUGUAGAGUAUGUGGGUGACUAGGCUGUGAUUGUUUUGUGUUGGAGUGUUUUUUUUCCGUUUUUUUGUUUUCCCAUUGGUUUGAGUGAAGGGGCACCAACAUCGCAACCUAUGUCCCAAAGAGCUUUGUUCUGGGACAUAGGUUCACCCAGUGCCUGCCCUAGUUGCUAGUUACAUCUGGGUGGCUCAUUCAACUUUCCUUAGAGAAGACUAUGUGUAUCAGUUGCCUGGGGCGAAAAGGCCUUGCAGCUCUCCCGUGCUCCCGACAACACUCCCCCUUCCUUCUUCAGGGUUAGCUCCGCUUUGGCUUCCAUCUUUCAUCAAAUUUGCCAUCUCCAUUCUAGCCCUGUGUUCCACAUGCUGAAGUCACAGACUCCUCGGCUCCAUUGUCAGGCCCCACUCUUCCAUCAGAUUUAUGUCUCUCGUUAAUUUGAUUAAAUGUCUCCUCAGCUGUGAGCCUCCUCUAUUCUUUAUGUCAUUUGGAAUUUUAUGUUUUUCAUUCAUUUACUAUCAUUUCAGUGGGGUCUAGCCGUCCACUACCUAGAACCAAGGGUUUAGAUACUACAUUUCAACUUUUGUCAACUUUUAAUUUUAUUAAGUAAAAUAAAAUUUACAUUCAUGACCCCAGCAAGAUAAAUGUCACCCUCUUUUCUUUAACCAGGUCUAACAUAGCAACACCUUAAUAUUCAUUUCUUUAAGUCUUUUAAAAAAGCUUUUAUGUAAAAUUUGUUCCUUAACCAGUUAAAUUAUAUAUUACACUUCUCACAAAACUUUUUAAAAUGUAAGAUAAAUUUUCUAUAGUUCAUUAAGGAGAAAAAUAGUUUGGUUUAUUUCUAUUCAUCUAGCUAGUAGUUCAAAAAUAAUAAUUUAAUAAAAACAUUUAUCUUGGUGAUGAAUAUUCUAAGUUUUAAAUUUUUAAAAAUUUUGCCUGCCAUCAAUUUAAAUGUUCUUUAUCAUUUCAUGUUCUACGUCUAUAAUAAACAUAAAAGAGGUUUAGAAACAAAUAAAAUAUUUCUGUAUGAAUAAUUUCUGAAAACUCAAAUAAGAUACUUAGUUUUUCUAUUAGUUGGUAAGCAAGAGAAUAGUGUGUUUUUAUAAUUUGCCAGCGCGGCAUCCUACAUGAAAAGUUAUUUUUGUUUUACUGCGGCUCACUGGGCUUAGGGCAAAGUGUUUCAAUGUGUUGAAGUAGGGUUACCAAAUAAGAUACAGGAUACUUAAUUAACUUUGAAUUUAGUUAAACAAUCACUUUUUUUUUUUGUAUGUGUGACCCAUUUGUUUUAUUGCUGUUGCUAAAUCUACUAAGCCUCGUUGGAGGUGAUGGAGGGAAAGGAAGUAGAUAGAUAUCUCCCAUCAAAAUGCUUUAAUUGAAUUGAGUUUAUGCCUUUGACUUUUACUGAAUAACAAUAUAUGGCAUAUUUGCAUGUUUUUCAAGACUAUUAUUUAAAGUUUUGUUUUGUUUUUUUUUUAAUGUAAAGAUACAUGUGACAACUUUCUCUUAAUUAGAAAAAGGAUAUACUUUCCCAAGGAGUAGUCAUGAUUUGUUUGGCCCAUUGUGGGUAUUUUUGUUCCCUUUGACUAACAAGAAAUUCAAAACUAAUUUAAUAUGAAAUGUAGUACUCAUAUUUUCUUGCAUUCACAGCAAAAUUUCUCCAGUUCUAAUUUUAUAUUUAGUCUCUGAUUUUCUUUCAUAUAUUAGUGUUAAAAGAUUAUUAUGUUUCAAUUUUAUGUUUAUGUUUCAAUCCUAAAUCUUUCCUAUAUUUAUUUAUAUUUUAAAUUAUAAAAAUAAAGUGAAUGUUUAAAAAUAUCUGGAUAUUGUCAUAUUAGCGACAUCUGGCUGGCUCAGUAGAGCAUGCAACUCUUAAUCUCGGGGUUGUGAAUUCGAGCCCCAUGUUAGGUGUAGAGUUUAUUUAAAAAUAUUUGUACCUUAUCUACAACAGUUGGUUGGCUUUAGUGAUAAUCCCAGGUAUCCCAGUGAUGGAAAUCUACUUUCAAUAAUUUUAACACCAUGAUGGUAUUAAAAUUGAUAUUGUCUAAUACAUCUUAAGAAUCAUGUCUUUGCCAAUUUAAAUAUUCUUCUCUACUUAUAAGGUGAAAGAGUGGUCAAAAGGAUAGAAUAAAGAAUGUUAUCAAAAUUUUUCAUAAAAAUAAUUAUAUCCUUGUGAAUUAAUUAAUUUCUAUUUAAUUAAUUUUCUAGAUACUAUACAUUUCUUGU
Messenger RNA from Acinonyx jubatus (cheetah), 7613 nucleotides. It is a transcript of the gene MGAT4D, whose product is annotated as MGAT4 family member D. The transcript is spliced from 11 exons. The coding region runs from base 290 to 1429 and encodes 379 amino acids. NCBI's taxonomy places the organism in Eukaryota, Metazoa, Chordata, Mammalia, Carnivora, Felidae. Gene Ontology annotation, molecular function: acetylglucosaminyltransferase activity. Gene Ontology annotation, biological process: protein N-linked glycosylation. The record is from RefSeq and is a predicted model, not a curated record. Gene Ontology annotation, cellular component: endoplasmic reticulum; endoplasmic reticulum-Golgi intermediate compartment; Golgi stack.